Molecule: messenger RNA, 1436 nt
Organism: Calliphora vicina (urban bluebottle blowfly)
Lineage: Eukaryota; Metazoa; Arthropoda; Insecta; Diptera; Calliphoridae
Gene: CSN4
Product: COP9 signalosome subunit 4
Exons: 2
Coding region: 49-1275 (408 amino acids)
Cellular component (GO): cytosol; COP9 signalosome
Source: RefSeq, a predicted model, not a curated record
AUUUAAAUUGUUUAGAUACCGGCCAUCAAUAAUAUUUUCACAACAAAUAUGGUCAUAACUACAAAUACUUUACGCAGCCAACUCAUGGCUUUGGUAAAUUUCUCAGGAACACACAAAGAGCAGGCCGACCGGUAUCGGCAAUUGUUGGAGGUGGUACUCACCAAUAAUGGCAAUGAGCUGGUAGAUACUUUAAAAUUAUUUGUGGAAGCCAUAGUCAAUGAACAUGUCAGUUUAGUUAUAUCGCGUCAAAUUUUAAAUGAUGUUGGUAUACAGUUGAGCAAACUACCCGAUGAGGUGUCGAAGCAGGUGUCACAUUUUACUUUGGAAAAGGUACAACCUAGAGUUAUAUCGUUUGAAGAGCAAGUUGCUGGUAUACGUCAGCAUUUGGCAGAUAUUUAUGAACGUAAUCAGCAGUGGCGAGAUGCUGCCAAUGUUUUGGUGGGCAUUCCCUUGGAAACUGGCCAAAAACAAUAUACUGUUGACUAUAAACUGGAGACAUAUUUGAAGAUAGCUAGACUUUAUUUGGAAGAAAAUGACUCUGUUCAAGCGGAAUUUUACAUAAAUCGGGCAUCAUUGUUGCAGACAGAGACUCAAAUUGAAGAAUUGCAGGUUCUCUAUAAAGUAUGUUAUGCCCGAGUUCUGGAUUAUCGUCGCAAAUUUAUCGAAGCCGCCCAGCGUUACAACGAACUCUCCUAUCGCACCAUAGUUGAUGAAGGUGAACGUAUGACGGCUCUCAAAAAGGCCUUAAUAUGUACCGUCUUAGCUUCGGCAGGUCAGCAACGUUCUCGCAUGUUAGCCACACUAUUCAAAGACGAACGUUGCCAACAAUUGCCGGCCUAUUCGAUUCUAGGGAAAAUGUACUUCGAUCGCAUUAUUCGGCGUUCGGAAUUGCAAGAAUUUGAAGCCUUACUACAGCCUCAUCAAAAAGCAGCCACUGUUGAUGGUUCCUCUAUACUGGAUCGUGCCGUAUUCGAGCACAAUCUGUUGUCGGCCAGUAAGUUGUACAAUAAUAUAACUUUUAUUGAAUUGGGUGCCCUACUAGAGAUACCAGCCGCUAAAGCUGAAAAUAUUGCAUCGCAAAUGAUCACCGAGGAACGCAUGAAUGGUCAUAUCGAUCAAAUAAGCGGUAUUGUACAUUUUGAAAAACGUGAAGUCUUGCCACUGUGGGACCGUCAAAUACAAUCGUUGUGCUAUCAGGUCAAUUCGAUUAUAGAGAAAGUAGCUGCUUCUGAACCCGAAUGGAUGGCUAAUACUCUGGAUGAAAUUAAUUCUUAAGUUAAAUGGCAUCACAUGCUUCCCUGUGGGGCAUUGUAUUGGAGUUCUAGUAAUGCUGGCUUUUUCUAUAAGGCACUUUUUAAUUUAACGAGUGUUUUUUUCUGAUUUGUUAAAUUAUUUUCAUAAAUUUUGUCAAAUAAACUAAAAAGGUUUUAAAACAA